AUGAUCUACAAUAUGUACAUCUUUGACAGGCACUGUCAGUGCAUCUACUACCACGAUUGGCACCGUGGCCACACCGGCAAGAAUGCCUUUGACCAGCACGGUGAUCCGCUCGCUUCCCAUCAUAGUGGAGGCAUCGGUGGUGGCGGCGGUGGAUCGACGGCGACGACGACGACUAUGACGGAUCCACGACAGGGCAUGAAUAUGUCUCUUGAGGAAGAAGGAAAACUCGUCUAUGGUGUCGUCUACUCACUCAGGAACCUGGUCAAGAAACUCGGAAAGAGCCAAGACGGAUUCAUCGCUUACAAGACUUCACAUUACAAGCUACACUACUUUGAAACCAUGACUGGCCUCAAAUUUGUCCUGAACUCGGAUCCGGGUGUCGAAUCCUUGCAACAGGCCCUGCACCAGAUUUAUACCCAAUUAUACGUCGAGCUCGUCGUGAAGAAUCCAUUGGCGAGCGCGACUCUGACGGGCGGCAAUGUAAACCCGGAGACCAUGGGCGCAGAAGGGUUUAGGAGUGGGGUCGAUCGGUUCGUAAGGUCGUUAACCAUGUUCGAUACUCUUUGA
Messenger RNA from Gamsiella multidivaricata, 567 nucleotides. RefSeq names its product Sybindin-like protein. The coding region runs from base 1 to 567 and encodes 188 amino acids. NCBI's taxonomy places the organism in Eukaryota, Fungi, Mortierellomycota, Mortierellomycetes, Mortierellales, Mortierellaceae. Gene Ontology annotation, cellular component: TRAPP complex. Gene Ontology annotation, biological process: endoplasmic reticulum to Golgi vesicle-mediated transport. The record is from RefSeq and is a predicted model, not a curated record. The transcript is spliced from 2 exons.